AUGGACUAAAACUCAUCUAACAUCCAACUCUUUGACAGGCAAAAAAAUAGUUUGAAUUUCAACAAAAAUGAGUAAAAUAGAAAAUAUCUCCUUUUCUAAAUAGAGAAAAGUUAAUUAUAAAAAUGUCAAGUACACAAUGUUCAAUAUUAUUUUUAGAACUAUUCUGAUCAAGAAAGAUAAGAUUAAAUAUUAAGAACACCUAGUCUUACAUAAUAUGUUAAAAACACAUUAAAUAAAGUGAAAGUAGCUCAAAAAUCGAAGAUCUAAAAAAAUAUUUCCAUUCCUCAAAAAAUACAUUAAAAAUUCAUUCAAUAAAAACAAAAAGAAUUUGUUAAAUUUCUUACAUUAUGUCUAACAAUUAUAUCUUUUGUUGUAAUAGUUGUAGAAUAGUAUAAACAGAAAUAAAACAGAAGUUCUAAUGAUUAUUGA
Molecule: messenger RNA, 429 nt
Organism: Paramecium sonneborni
Lineage: Eukaryota; Ciliophora; Oligohymenophorea; Peniculida; Parameciidae
Source: the annotation of a GenBank genome assembly